Messenger RNA from Closterium sp. NIES-67, 2413 nucleotides. The record is from the annotation of a GenBank genome assembly. Lineage: Eukaryota; Viridiplantae; Streptophyta; Zygnematophyceae; Desmidiales; Closteriaceae.
UCUGUUGUUCCCAUCGAAUUGCCGUUGCGCGCUGCUCGGGCAGCUGGGCGUCGGCUGUUCUCUCCAAUCACCUAGCGUCUCGAAGCUAGCAGCUGCUAUCGGUUGACCGCUUUCGUUUUGGGAAUCGUCAGACCGUUUGAGGUUUGAUAGGAGUUGAGACCAGAGAAGUGAUAUUUCGAGGAGGCAAUGGCAGAUCCAUGAGGAGCAUUCGAGCAGUUACUCUCAGAAACCGAAGGUGAAUUCGAGUUUCCCAAUCACAGUCCCCCGCGCAAGGCGUGAAAGGAAGCGAAUCUUUGAGCGUGACGCAUCGAGGCUGCGCCGUAGAGCCAUGGAACCGAUGCUAGCUCCUGAGCAAAGCCAGCGUGAAAAGCGCCGGGUUUCGCGGAGCAUGUUCCCUCCUCAUUUCGUGUUCGGAACCGCGACGGCUGCUUACCAGGUGGAGGGAGCAGCAACGGAGGGAGGCCGAGGGCCGAGCAUAUGGGACGAAUUUUCGCACACUCCAGGCAAGACACGGAAUGGUGACACGGGCGAUGUGGCUUGUGACCAGUACCACCGCUACCAGGAGGACAUCGCCCUGAUGGUCAGCAUGGGCGUGAAGGCGUACCGCUUCUCCAUCUCAUGGCCCCGCAUCAUGCCAACCGGUCGCCCCCCUGUGAACCCCGAGGGAGUGGCCUACUACUGUGCGCUCAUCCAAGCGCUGCUGGACAAUGGCAUCACGCCCUACGUCACUCUCUACCACUGGGACCUCCCUCUCGCCCUUGAGAAGGAGUUCGGCGGCUGGAGGAGCCCGGAAGUAGUGCCUUGCUUCCGCACCUACGCAGACACCUGCUUCGCACUCUUCGGCCGUUCUGCACCGCACUGGAUCACUCUGAACGAGCCGCUCUGCUUCACCCUGUGCGGGUACCAGUGGGGCAUCCAUGCGCCCGGGCGCUCGUCCAACCGCCUCAUCUCCCCUGGGGGGGGCGACUCCUGCAGAGAGCCGUACCUCGUCAUGCACCACCUGCUGCUCGCACAUGCUGCGGCUGUUGAUGCCUUUCGGCUAAGAUUUGGGUCCUGCAGUGAUAUGAGCAUAGGGCUGGCAGUGGAUGGGGAGUGGGCGGAGCCCCUCACCUCGUCGCCUCCUGACGUGGAAGCAGCUGAGAGGCGAAUGGUCUUCCAGCUCGCAUGGGUGCUGGACCCUCUGUUCUCAGGUCUCUACCCAGCGCUCAUGAGGCAGCGGGUGGGGGCGCGCCUGCCGUCAUUCACCGCAGAGCAGCAGCAGCAGCUGAGGGGGUCGCUGGACUUCGUGGGAGUCAACCACUACACCUCCAAGUUCGUCUCCUGCGCUGCUGCUGCUGCUGCUGCUGCUGCUGCCAGUGCUGGUGGUGGUGCUGCUGAUGGUGGUGCUGGUGUUGCCAACGCGGCAGAGUCAGGAGAGCCUUUAGAGCCACCAGUGGCAGAUUCAGCAGCAGCUGUUGCUGCAGGCGUGGUGCCUCUGCUACCGCACGAGUCCCCCGCACUUGCUUCAAGCGCGCAGGCGAGGGAAAUCGAAGGGAGUGUGGGUGCAGGGGCGUGCGGUGAGGAGGAAAGUGACCAUUUCAAGGACCAGGCUGUUGAGAUAGCAACAUCACGAAACGGCAUCCCGAUCGGAGAGCGGGCAGCCUCGGAGUGGCUCUAUAUUGUGCCCUGGGGCUUCACAAAGCUGCUCAACUGGAUCUCCGCGCGCUACAACCGCCCUCCCAUCCUAAUCACCGAAAACGGAAUGGAUGACGACGCAGAUGCACUACCACCGUUGGAUCUGGGUACACUUUCUCCUCAACCGCACGUGCUGGGUGCGCAAGGGGAGCGGGUUCAGUUGGGUGAGCAGCAGCAGCCCUUUGGCUCUGUGGCCCUGCCCGCUGCUCUGGACGACUGGAAGCGGGUCAACUACUACAACGACUACCUUGCUGCAGUUGCUGAUGCCAUCAGGGAUGGUGCGGAUGUGCGGGGCUAUUUCGCAUGGUCCCUGCUGGACAACUUCGAGUGGGCCAUGGGGUACUCGCGGCGCUUUGGCACGCACUACGUGGACUUUGCGCAUGGGGCUGACAGGCUGCCCAAGAGGUCCGCCCUCUGGUGGAGGCAUCUGCUGCGGUAGCUCACGGGGCGAGCGUUUGGGAAGAGCCUUAACUUUUUGGAGGCGUCUCCUGUAGCCGAAGAGGUAGCACCUGUUGCGAUAGGGUAGCUAGCUCGCAUGAUGAGGGGUUGGAAUAAGCCUGAACUGACUAGACUAUCGUUAUCCCCCGGAUAUAGGUGCAUCCCUUUAUUUGGCCCAUUGCGCUUAUGGAGUGCAAGUGCGCUUAUAUUCAUUACUUCACUAUAUGCGCACCCAUAUUUUUGAAAAUGUAUUUCUUACAGGCACAUUAUAUUUUUGUAAAAACGGGGGAUUUAUAUAUCG